Molecule: messenger RNA, 214 nt
Organism: Loa loa (African eye worm)
Lineage: Eukaryota; Metazoa; Nematoda; Chromadorea; Rhabditida; Onchocercidae
Exons: 1
Source: RefSeq, a predicted model, not a curated record
AUGCAGACGAAAAAGGAACAUUCACAACAUCUUGAAACACAAAAGGUAAAUAACUGCUCUUGGCUCGGAUGUGAAAUGAAAUUCUGUUCCUCUUCGGUACUUCGACAGCAUUACAAAAUACAUCAAUCUAAACCUCAAUGUGAAAAUUGUGGCUAUCUCUUUCCUAACAACCGUACCCUACGAAUACAUCAGCAACAAUGCCACGGACAUAACC